Messenger RNA from Nicotiana tabacum (common tobacco), 2057 nucleotides. RefSeq lists its product as uncharacterized. Gene Ontology annotation, biological process: carbohydrate metabolic process. The record is from RefSeq and is a predicted model, not a curated record. Lineage: Eukaryota; Viridiplantae; Streptophyta; Magnoliopsida; Solanales; Solanaceae. Gene Ontology annotation, cellular component: endomembrane system. Gene Ontology annotation, molecular function: chitin binding; oligosaccharide binding.
UAGAAACUGAUGUGCAAUUGUUAACUUCCACUCUAUUAAUCAACUCUCUCCUUCAACUCCAAUUCGAAUUAUAUCAGUGUCGAUCACAAAUGGCUAAGAAGCGAAGCAGACGAGUAGGUCCGAGCUCGAGCCACCGGUCCGAAAGAGUCGAGUCCUCAUCCCAGAACCACCGGACCCACGGCUCAGUAAAAUCUCACACAAAUCAACAUCGUUGGCUCACCACCUUCUGCAUUCUCUUCGUUGCAAUUUUUUUACUUAUUUACCGUCAAAAUUACUAUUUCUCUACUACUGUUCGUGAUGUUGAUAGUAACAGACCCUAUGUUUACCAGCGUGGCCGAGUUAAAGCCGAUUUAACCUACCGUGAAAUUCUCACUGAGAAUACCAAAGUCUCAGAAAAUAUAAGUCAGCGGCAUUUUAGGAAUCAUGUCCUGGCUUAUAUUACUCCAUGGAAUUCAAAAGGCUAUGACCUGGCGAAGAAGUUCAGUUCUAAAAUUACACAUCUGUCACCUGUUUGGUAUGAACUGAAGAAUGAAGGAAGUAAAUUAGUUCUGAGUGGAAGACAUAAUGCUGAUAGAGGAUGGAUUUCAGACAUUCGAAUGAAAGGAAAUUCUCUGAUUUUACCUAGAGUUGUCCUGGAGGCAAUUCCAGUGGACCUGCUUAAGAAGAAGAGGCUUAGGGAGAAAGCAAUCAACCUUAUCAUAACGGAGUGCAAGGAACUGGAGUAUGAUGGUAUUGUGCUUGAAUCCUGGUCAAGAUGGGUAGCUUAUGGCAUCUUGCAUGAUUCAGAUAAGAGAAAUAUGGCAUUACAAUUUAUAAAGCAACUUGGAGAAGCUAUGCAUUCUGUGCUCUUAGACAGGAAUGGCAAAACAAAUCUACAGUUAGUGUAUGUGAUAGGUCCACCACGUACAGAUAAGCUGCAGGAGCAUGAUUUUGGACCAGAAGAUUUACAAGCCCUGAGUGAUGCUGUAGAUGGUUUCUCUCUUAUGACGUAUGACUAUUCAAGUCCUUAUAAUCCAGGUCCCAAUGCACCUCUGAAGUGGAUACACUCGACCUUGCAUCUUCUUGCGGGUGCUGGCAGCAAAGGUAGGAGAUUGGCUGAAAAGAUCUUUGUCGGGAUCAACUUCUAUGGGAACGAUUUUGUCCUGUCAAAAGUUGAUCACUCAUCUCCGUUGAAAUCUUGGGAUAUAUAUUUUGCUGGAAGGAAAUGCAACUAAAAUAUUCAGUUGGCUAUGGGUGAAUGCAAGGAUGUAUUUUCAAGAUCUUGACCUAUGAGAGUAACAUCAGCAGAAUAUUUAAGGAUAAAUUUUAAUGAUUCAAGUGCAAUGAAACAACCUUUAAAGUCGAUUCAAGUAUUAGUGAUUAAACGUCUCUAAUAUUUGAAUUUUCAAAAAUAAUUUAACCAUACGAUUGGGUGAUUAUUUCAUCCUAUGUGGGUUUCCAUGAAGUGGCACUAAUAACAAUUUGUAAAGAGCAUAAUGAUUCUUUAGUUGUUUGUAUCUGUUCAUCAUUUGCGAAGGAUCAUUACGUGCACAGAUUUAGGCGGGGGGCCUAUCAUAGCACACGAGUAUCUCUCUUUGUUGGAGCAACACAAGCCUGUAAUUCAGUGGGAGGAGGACAGUGCUGAGCAUUUCUUCUUGUAUUCUGACAAUCAGCAAGUCCAGCAUGCUGUAUUCUACCCGUCGCUCAUGUCACUUGCAGUGCGGCUUGAGGAAGCUCUUUCAUGGGGGGCAGGCAUUUCAAUUUGGGAAAUUGGUCAAGGUCCGGAAUACUUUUUUGAUAUUUUGUAGUAUUUUAAUCUUCACUUGGCAUUGUUGCCUUGUCUUACAUUUCCAUUUGUUUAAUUGAAUAGUAGAAAGAAACUUUGGUGGUACAUCUGUUGCGGAUUAGUUUCUGAAUCUAGAUUUGUAACAUCAAUAGAAGCUCUAUGUUUCCAGUUUCACUCCACUUGCACUUUUCUUGUAAAAGAUCCGUCUUCCUUUUUUUUUUUUGGGAAGAGUGAGGAUCUUAAAAUUGUUCUCUUUUGUCAAUAGCAAGGGGUGAUCGAAUAUUUCUUUCUU